AUGGAGAUAUAUACGUUCAGAAAUUGUAAACAGAAAGAGGGACAGACACUGGAUGAGUACCUUACGGAAUUACGGAAACUAGCUAAACAUUGUGAAUUUACGAAUAUAAACAGAGAAAUUCUGUCUCAGUUAAUUCAACACUGCAGGUCAAAUCAACUCAGGAGACGUGCUCUGAGAGAACCUGACAAAGGAUUAGAGGACAUUAUUCAAUCAGGACGUGCUAUGGAAUUAUCUGAUUCCCAGGCCCAAGCUAUGGAGCGCCAUGUGGAUCAAGCCGUUAACAAGGUGGAUGUUAGUGGUCCCAAACAGUUCAGUCGCAGUGCGCGAGGAGAAAAACGUUAUCACUCGUCGAAGAAACUCAACAAACAAUGUUGGAAAUGUGGUGGUGUGUUUCCACAUAAGGAAAAUAAACCAUGUCCAGCUCGAGACAAAAACUGUCAUAAGUGCCAGAAAAUGGAACAUUUCCAAUCUGUGUGUAGGAGUAAGAAAGACAAUGUUAAAAAGGAGAAAGUUCAGGUCAUGACACAGCACAAAGAUUCAACUGAAAGUGAUAGUGAUGAUUACUGUUAUGGAAUCAAAGUAGUGGAAUCUGGUAUAAACCGUGUGAAAUGUCCGUAUGCUACUGUGUCUCUGAAUAAACACAAACUGAAGUUGUUAGUGGAUAGUGGUUCAUCUGUCAACAUUUUAGAUGAAGAUGAGUAUGUGAAAGUGGGAAGUCCUCAGCUACUGAAGAAGAAAGGAAGUUGUGAACUAGUGCCCUAUGGAGGUGGCAAAAUAUCACUUUUAGGAACUUGUGACUUGAUGUUAGAAACGGAGAAGCGUUAUGAUGUGGUUAAAUUUUAUGUAGUGAAAGGUGCAAACGGCUCUCUAUUAGGAUAUCCCACAGCUGAUUGUCUUGAGAUAAUCAAAGUAGUGAACAGUAUUGAUGGCACUAAGAAAAAGGUGGAAUAUGACUUUCCGCAUUUGUUUUAA
Ostrea edulis (European flat oyster) is the source of this 972-nucleotide messenger RNA. RefSeq lists its product as uncharacterized. Lineage: Eukaryota; Metazoa; Mollusca; Bivalvia; Ostreida; Ostreidae. The record is from RefSeq and is a predicted model, not a curated record. Gene Ontology annotation, biological process: proteolysis. Bases 1 to 972 code for a protein of 323 amino acids. The transcript has a single exon. Gene Ontology annotation, molecular function: aspartic-type endopeptidase activity.